Molecule: messenger RNA, 558 nt
Organism: Didymodactylos carnosus
Lineage: Eukaryota; Metazoa; Rotifera; Eurotatoria; Philodinida; Philodinidae
Source: the annotation of a GenBank genome assembly
AUGUGGAGUCAGCGAUCGAAUUUUGAUAAUAGAAGAUUGGUGAUUGUUGAUACACCAGGAUUUUUUGACGCAGAACUUGGUCCAGAAAUAAUAAUACCCGAAAUUUCCAGUUCCCAUCAAAUUGCAGCACCAGGUUCAGAUCCUUUUCUAGUUGUUCUUAUAUUCGCCCGUUUCACGCCACAAGAAGCAGCAGCAGCAAAAUGGAUAUCUGAAGUACUUGAUGAGAGAGCUCUUGAUUAUUGUAUUAUUGUGUUCGCUGGUUUAGAUGGCCUUAAAAGAGAUAAAACAACUGUUGAAGAGUUUCUUCAAGAUGCACCAACUUUCGUACAAAAUCUGAUAGAAAAAUGUAAAGGUAGAUAUAUUGAUGUCGAUAAUACAGUAAGUGAUGUGGAAAAAGAAGAAACAAUCAUGGUUUUAUUAGAUAAAAUAUCAACGAUGAUACAAAAAAAUGGUGGACAAUUCUAUAACAACAAAAAGUUUAUCCAAAUAGCUGCUAUAUUGGACAAGUAUUCAGGGUGGUUUGUUCCAUUAAAACCCGAUGGAACUGUCAAUUUAUGA